CGCACGCGCAUGCCUUUGGUCCGUUUGCGUCGUUUAGAUCGAACUGAGAACUGUGUGUCUGGUGUACGAGGGCUGUCUUUAUAAUCUUCUGGUGAAGAAGCUACUACAUAACACAAGUGAAACUGGCCGAGAAAACGAUUGAAUAAGAAGGUUUGAUGUGAUCUUGAGCGCAACUAGUAACCAAUAGGAAGUAGGGUUGAUCACUUGCAUAACAAAACAUUUUUUUUUGCUCAGUUUGUGUUUGCAAGGGAAAGACGUACUGUGUCAAUAUUAUUUGCCGGCGUGAACAGUGAAAAAGUGCUGCAACUAGACGCAAAGCAUUCGAUAGAAUUGCACAUGCAUAUUUAUGUGGCACUUGCAACGAUUGCUGUGAUUGGAAAAAAGGAACAAGUUCAAGUUUAAUUCGUCACUGUUUUACGUCAUAACAGCGACGGCAAGAAUCCAGCCAUUGGCGCAGCAUCCUCGAUCGUAGCAAACAUGAUACGAACGGACAUGAUGAUGGACCCGUCGAGCGGCCUCAAGAUCAAGCAGGAGAUCUCCACUCCGUCACCAUCACCAUCUCAGCAGCAUCACCUGCUGUCGAGUUACCAACAACACGUCAGCAAUCAACAGCAGCAGUACUUUUUGCAGCAAUCAGCGAUUGAGGUUCACCAUCACAAAAAUCAUCUACCGUCGUACGCGGCCGUUCACCAGCAGCAACACGGAGAUCAGUUAUCAAUGAAAAGAUCUGUCGAUCACCGCAAGGAACAAUCUUCUUCAUCGUCGGCGCUGCAACAACAACAUUCGUCGUCGGCAACGAAAUCCGAGACGGAUCAGCAACUGUCGCCAACACAGCAUCAACAACAAUCGGAUUACAAUCCCAACAUAAAACCGCCCUAUUCAUAUGUGGCUUUAAUUGCUAUGGCCAUCAAAGAGAGUCGUGAAAAGCGAUUGACCCUGUCCGAAAUUUACAAUUACAUAACUAAGAAGUUCCCUUAUUACGAGAAGAACAAAAAGGGAUGGCAGAACAGUAUCCGACACAAUCUAAGCCUGAACGAAUGCUUCGUCAAAAUCCCACGCGAAGGAAAUGCGACAGGCGAUCGUAAAGGAAACUAUUGGACCCUAGACCCCCAAUAUGAAGACAUGUUUGAGAAUGGAAAUUACAAGCGAAGACGUCGAAUGAAACGACCGUAUUCGAUGAGUAACAGAGCAGCGGCCGCAGCUGCCGCGGCCGCCGCUCUCAACAAGCCCCUCUUCAAUUCGGACGCAUUAAGUGGACAUAUUGGCCGUACAUUUUUCGCCCCCCCAGCUUAUUCUCCGGCCGCUUGUUGGACUGGGGCCCAUCAUCAGACGUCUUCACUCACUUAUACAUCCGCCCAUCAUAGCAAUUUCAACGCAUUGCAAGCACCGUUUAGGAAGUCAUCACUCCCGCCCCAGAUGCAGCCAUCUCUACAUCAGCCGCAUUUCGCUUAUCAGUCCAUGGCCAACUACCCGACCAUGUCUCACAGCAAUUUACUUAACGGCCAUCACCUGGCGGGAAAUUCAAGUUACGCUAGCGGAUCAAGUCCACUCGCUUACGCGGCCAACGGAUGUAGCAGCAACCGACAUCACCACCAACAACAGCAAUCCGUCAGUAGUAGUGCUGGUGGUAUUGAAACUAAUGAAGCGGGUAUGAGCCGUGAGACGUCGAUGACCGCCGUCGGUGUUUCCACCGCGUCUUCUUCCGCUGAUCUAUCCGGCAGCUUCCCCGUCGCGAACUCGUCGUCAUCAUCUUCAUCGUCCUCGUCGCAUUACCACUACCAUUCGUCUUGGAAUGAAGCCAAGAUCUAAAUACAUAGUACAGUUGUUAUACACACGUCAGUCACUAGCGCCAGAAAAGAAACUGAUCACAAUGAGAUGAAGAGAAGAGAAUAAGCAAACAAGAAAAGACGAAUUUCUUUCUAACUGUUUAACAUUUGGUGUUUUUAUUUCGCCUGUUUGUUUUUGUUUGUCAAAUUUCAAACAUGCACACACAAAAAAAAAAAAUUAUUAUAUAAGUACUGUAAUGCGAAUAUCUCGUUUUGUCUUGUUGGGAAUCUCACUACAUUACACAUUCAUCGUGCACAAA
This is a messenger RNA of Daphnia carinata, 2086 nucleotides long. Its product is annotated as fork head domain transcription factor slp1-like. The transcript has 8 exons. Gene Ontology annotation, biological process: anatomical structure morphogenesis; regulation of transcription by RNA polymerase II; cell differentiation. The coding region runs from base 478 to 1809 and encodes 443 amino acids. Gene Ontology annotation, molecular function: RNA polymerase II cis-regulatory region sequence-specific DNA binding; DNA-binding transcription factor activity, RNA polymerase II-specific. NCBI's taxonomy places the organism in Eukaryota, Metazoa, Arthropoda, Branchiopoda, Diplostraca, Daphniidae. The record is from RefSeq and is a predicted model, not a curated record.